Messenger RNA from Linum tenue, 582 nucleotides. NCBI's taxonomy places the organism in Eukaryota, Viridiplantae, Streptophyta, Magnoliopsida, Malpighiales, Linaceae. The record is from the annotation of a GenBank genome assembly.
CAGACUUCCGAUUGGGCGCAGCAGGAUGAGCAGAACACUACAGCCACCAUUGCUGACUCGGAACAGGAAGAAGAAGGGAGGGGCUUGUUUCAUGCGCAUAUAGAAGCUGAGAGAUCGGUUCGAGGGGAAUCAAAUUAUCGAUCUUCAGCAGAAGUGAAAAUGGACCAUGACGAGACAGGCUGCCAAGCUCCGCCAGACCAUCCCAUACUGUGCGUCAACAACUGCGGCUUUUUCGGAAGCGCUGCAACAAUGAACAUGUGCUCGAAGUGCCACAAGGAUAUCCUGCUAAAAGAGGAGCAAUCCAAGCUUGCUGCAUCAUCAGCAGCGAGUAUCAUGAACGGAACAUCAAUCACCACCCUUGGAAAGGAACCUGUUGUUGCUCCUGCUCCUGCCCCGAUCAUCAAUGUACAAGUCAGUUUGCAAGAGCCAACACCCAUCUCGGUGCAGCCAUCUUCUGCUCCAGGUGUGGCAGAGAGCAACGAAGAGAAACCAAAGGAGGUGGGGCCCAACAGAUGCAACACCUGCAACACGCAAUCGCGAAACAACCCGGGGACUAGCAGGCGUCAUCUCCCCAAGCUAUAG